AUGAAAACCGUAAACACUGUUCACGAUCAAGAAAAGACUUCACCAAAAGAAUCCAUACAAAAUAUAUCUCAAAAAUCUAUCGGGAAUUUAGUUGAAGCUAGUACAUACGUGCCAAGUGAAGUUGUACAAGGUUUAUUACAAGGAUUUUCGGCAAACUCAAUAGGAGAAAUAUUGAAAUUAUUAAUAGAAGAAAUUUUAUCUUGGGGUCGCUAUUCUGAAAAAUACGAAGAUAGAUCUAUAAAGCUUAUAUCCGAAAAUAAAAAUCUUAAGGAUAAGACUGCAAGAACCCAGAUUUAUAAUGAAAUGAAGCCAUACCUCACGGGCAUUUCUGAUGAAUAUUUACGCAAAAUAACAAGUAAAGCAAGAAAAAUUCUUAAGCUAUUUGGAUGGGAAUAUGAUACUAUAACCCAGGAAAAAGUCAAUGGAAUAGGAUGGCAUAUGGUUAAACAAGUUACUUACAGUGCCGAUACUAUUUCAAGACUUACUAAUAUUGAAAUCCGGUAUAUUAUAGAUCAAGUAACUUCGGUAUGA
Acaulospora colombiana is the source of this 531-nucleotide messenger RNA. The record is from the annotation of a GenBank genome assembly. NCBI's taxonomy places the organism in Eukaryota, Fungi, Glomeromycota, Glomeromycetes, Diversisporales, Acaulosporaceae.